Molecule: messenger RNA, 2065 nt
Organism: Gigantopelta aegis
Lineage: Eukaryota; Metazoa; Mollusca; Gastropoda; Neomphalida; Peltospiridae
Product: protein lyl-1-like
Exons: 2
Coding region: 265-1167 (300 amino acids)
Biological process (GO): regulation of transcription by RNA polymerase II
Molecular function (GO): protein dimerization activity; DNA-binding transcription factor activity, RNA polymerase II-specific; RNA polymerase II cis-regulatory region sequence-specific DNA binding
Source: RefSeq, a predicted model, not a curated record
UUACGAAUGGUCCGACGACGACGGCGGCGUCGAUUGUGACAACGGCGCAUGUCCUUCAACUGACGCUCGUGCCCAUUGUGAGACUCGUCUCAUGUCACGUGCCUAAUCCCGCUUAAAGAUUCCUUCUCCCGUUUCCUAUCGCACACUGUACACGGCUUCCGGUUUGUGGAUGCUGUAACGCGAGCGAAGACUUUCUUCUUGAAGAACUAGAGUGUUGGACAACAACUGCGGAGCGUCUGUCGAGAUAAGCUAAAACGAACCAAAAUGAAACGUGACGUCACAAUAGAAUACCACACAUCGUCAUCGGCUUCAAGAUUUACAGAGGUCAACCACACGCGACACAACACCCACGACAACGAUGUUCACUUCAGCGACGACAGCAGCGACUACCACAUGUCUUAUACGGCGUCGGAGGCGAGCGAACACUGCGAUAUAUCCGACCACGACAUGCAGGACGACGACGACGACGAAAACGACAACGACAACGUCUUCUGUCCCGAAAGCCCGUCGCCGGACAGCAUAAGAAAUUCUGGCUACAUCUGUCUUCAGAGUGUGCCUCGGCAACUUCUCCCAUCGCGUCAGCUCUUCCACUCCAGUCCGGCGGCCAUCAACCCAGAGUCACUUCCCCUGGACCUGAGUCACAAGCGCAUGCGCAGAAGAUUCAGCGACGUCCAGAUCGGGCAGCCCUUCCGCAAGGUGGCGCGCAGGAUGUUUACCAACAGCAGGGAGAGAUGGCGGCAGCAGAACGUCAACGGCGCCUUCGCCGACCUGCGGAAGCUAGUGCCGACGUACCCGCCAGAUAAGAAGUUGAGUAAGAACGAGAUUCUCCGACUGGCGAUUCGGUACAUCAAGCUGCUGGGUGAGGUGCUCGAGUACCGAAAAGAACAUGAACUCGCCACUCACCAGAUGAUGGCCUCCGCCUGCUCCUCCUCCUCCCCCGACGACCAGAGAGCAGACGACAACGACGAGAACGAGGAUGACGAUGAUGAACACGCUAGUAGUAAUGACCUUGACCUUGAUACGAAGCGGCGACGUCGUCGUGUGUCGAGUCGGUCGGAGAGUGCGAGUGUGAUCCAGUCCCCACCUACUACUUCUUCUUCGUCGGCGCCAAUUAGCGUAGCUGCGACGACGAAGACAAGUGCAGACAGUUCAGUACACUUGACGUGACUGAGAAAUAAAAAACCCCGUACAGUUGGGAUUGUUGUUAUGCGACGUGUGGCAUAACUGAAUGUAUACACAAAGAGUUGAUUUAAUAAGUCAGGCCUGGACACAGUUUUUUUUUAAUUCUCCGCACCCCCCCCCCCCCCCCCCCCCCGGAUGGGGGAGGGAGUGCGGAACUCGAAACACAGACAUUUGUGUUGACAUUGUAAAAGACGGUCACUGUUUUAUAAAAAUCCUUUUCCAAAAAAUGGACUUCGCGGGGCCGUGUGAAGAAGGGAUUACGUUUACACGCAAUUUACCCCCCCCCCCCCCCCCAGCCCGCCCACUCCACCCCACUCGACCCAAGAGCCUGGGUAGGGGCCUAUUUUAACAUUAUUGGAAAAGACAGCAAAAUGUCCUUGUAACUGAAUUAAACUGACUUGCAAUACAGAACAGAUUUUUAUUUUUUUUAUUAUUAAAAAUAACAAGGAAUAGUAGUACAAGUUUUUCAAUAACCAUUUCAAUAUUAGGUUAUUAAUAAAUCAAUGUGCGCUAGAGCUAUUAAUAAAAUGCCCCCCCCCCAACCCCCAACAAAAAACCCCAAAAAACUAAAACAUUUUCAUCUUUAGUAAAAGAGCUUUGUUAAUAAUUUCCAAAUCUAUAUCAUUUGUUUUGACAGUGUUAUAAAUUAUGAACACUAAAAGGUAUUUAUUAUAUAAUGUAUUUAAUGAUAUUUUUCUUGAAAGACAAUCGAAUGCAAAAAUAAUCUCCAGUGAACGGUGGCACCAAAAUACACAUUGUCAUGGUGGUGACGUUUUCUACAACGUUUGUGAUUUGUUGUAAAUAGUUGUAUGCAAGAACAAGAUCAAGUAAUGAUAUGCUGUAUAUAUAUAUUCUUCUGAAUGUUAUUAAAACUUUGAACUCA